CGUUUCCUAUUGUUGCCGGAAGUGACGUCGAGGAGCGGCUCCUUAAAGGAAAAAGAUUUCCGUUUUCCUCAUUCAGAUUCGCCAUAAAGUCUUUAUGUUUUCGCUUCUCAUUCUGAACGACUCUGGCCAUCAAAAUUAUGCUAAUUUGAAAUGUGACAAUCAAUAAAAGACACGCAAUUGAUAAAACUUUCAUGACAGUCGAGUAUCCUGAAGAAGCUGCGCGAACGCAGUGUGGAAUCUGCACCUAGGAAUGCCAGCAUUUGGGGCAGCCUGUGGCUCGGAAUGUUUAGCCGCCGUUCGAACUCUCGGCUCGAACUCUGAGUUCUAAAAACAAACCGUCGGCACGAGGGGCGACCCGAGGCGCGGGCGUAAGGCUCUGGGGCUGCAGACCCGGUUCCCGCCACGUUCUCGGGUUUCUUGUGCGCCCUUCUUCUUUCUGUGUUGAUACAAGCUGUACUUGAAUCUUACUCUUCUUUAAAAUGUUUAUUGUGCUGGUAAUGAAGAGGAUGUGUUCCUGGGGCAUACUUUAUUGUCUGAAAUUUCAUUACCAGAGGUAGAAAUAAUGUAAAGAUAAAUGUCUUCUAUGAUACCAGCAAAAGAAAAGAUGAGAGGUUGUAAGAUUAUUUGAGAGUUGGAGCUGAAUCGGAAUAUAAUGGCAACAGGUGACUUAAAAAGAAGCUUGCGGAAGCUAGAACAAGUGCUUCGUUCACUAAAUUACCCUAAUGAGGUGGAUUAUGUCGGCCUGAUAAAGGGAGACACAGCAGCAUCCUUGCCCAUCAUCAGCUACUCUCUCACUUCAUACUCGCCUUACGUAGCAGAACUCCUAAUGGAAUCCAGUAUAGAGCUCAUAGCGAAGAACGACGUGCGAUUUACAGAUACUGUUUACAAGCUUCUUCGUGAUCAAUUCGAUUAUAAACCAAUUUUGACAAAAAAGCAAUUUAUACAGUCUGGAUUUGCUGAAUGGAAAAUUGAAAUUGUCUGUGAUAUAUUGAAUUGUGUGAUGAAAAAACACAAGGAAUUGAUUGGCCUUGACAAGAAUAAUUCAUCAUGCCAAAGGAAGAAGAACGUUUCUGAAAAGCCAGAACCUUGUUCAAACAGUGAGAAACGCCCUGCAGAGGCUGUUGGCAUUGAUAUCACGGGCAGGUUUAUGACAUCAGGAAAGAAGAAAGCUGUGGUGAUCCGCCACCUGUACACUGAAGAGAAGGUUGGCGUUCCUGAAGGGACAGUGACCUUAGCAGACAUCAGUCAAGGCUGCAGUGAGUCAGCAGAGCAGAGUUCUGACAUUCGGAUUCCUGAGGCCCAGGCCCCUGAGGUCAAGGCUGAGCUGCAAGAUAUAUGUGAUAAUCCUGAGAUUACCGCACUUCAGAUCACACUGGCCGAAUGUCAGGAAAAGCUGAAGCAGCUGACUUGGAUAGAGAAACGGCUUGAGCGUUUGGAAGCUGCAACACACGGAAAAGUGAUGGUAGAUGAGAAGGCCUGGAACAACCUUCUAAGUCGUGUCACUCUUCUUGAAACAGAGAUGCUGUUGUCCAAAAAGAGUGAAUCUGUAGAGCGUAAUGUGGCAAGUCAAGACUGUGAGUCAAUUAGUGAUGUGGACUUUGUACCCUAUGAUAAAAACUACAGUGUGGGGGGAGCAGCAGGAAACUGUUGCUCGUCUGGCUGUAGUGCAGUCUCGUCGGAAACAGCACCCGGGAGCUCCAUUGUUAAUUACUGUGUCUUGAGAGAGUUCUCAGAGGAAACAACUAUCCAGAAAAUGGAAAGGAUGAAAAAAAUGUUUGAAGAGACAGCAGAGUUACUGAAAUGCUCAAGUCGCUAACUGUAGAAUGUUCUGCAUAAACGUUCCUAGGACUUUGGCUACUUAUAUAUAUUCAAUAUUUAAGAAUUCUGUAUAUAAUUUUAAUAUAUGAUAAUUUUUAUUAAGAAUUUGGAUUCUAUUUGAUAUGUGAGCUUUUUCACUCUUAAAUAAAUACUUUUAAUAUUUUAAGCUGUAUUUGUGCCAAUUUUCUCUUCCAGUUUUCUUGGCAAAACUUUCUGUUUCAGUAUAUUGCUCUUACAGUGUGAAGUCAUUACAGCACGCUCUGUAGUUUUGUGUUGACAUUCACUGGCAGUGAGCUAGGUAAUAUGUUUUUGAAAGUAUGGGCUGGAAGACAUGGUCUACAUCCUGCUGGAGAUAGUCCAACUGGGACUUGCAUAUUGUACCCAGGAGGCUCUCAGAUGUACAAUCUUAGCGUAGGUGUUGGUGAACAAGUUGUAACAUGUUAAAACGCUCACUGAAAACUAAACAAAUCUAGUUCUUCAUGUAUAGUCAGUGCUGCUUUAUCACUGCAAUGGUGACAGCGGGCGUCUUUUGUGUGUUUCCUGAGGGAACCUUGUCGGGUGUGUGAAUACUCUGGUCUGUAACCCUAGACCGUCAGCACCGACCCAAAUGCUGGCCAUCCAUGUGAUAUGCAGUGGAGGUGGUCUGCACUUUCUAAUGAUGGAACGUUAACAACUUUUAAGGAGAGGAAAGGUCUUAAAGUUAAAUAGAAAGAAAAUCAAAAUCACUGAGAAAGUUACUAUGUGAAUACCUUCUAACGUUGUAAAUGAAUACAUAGCAAUAGUAAUUCUGGGUAAUAGUCAAAAUUAUAGGAAGUUAUUAUAUUUUACAUCAGUCACCUCAUUAUACUGUAUAAUUUUAUUUUAAUGUUAAGUAGAAUAUUAAGCUAUAACUAGAAAUAACUUGAGGAAAACUUUUCAGUAUUCUAAUAAAUGUUUAAUGUUUACACUUUUAAAGUAUAAUCUUUUAUGUUAGCAUUGAGAAGCAUACAACCUUGAAUUUAGUAACAUUCCCAAAGCAUAUCUAGAAUUAAUGUUUUUUGAAUUUCCAGGUCACUUAAGUUAGAAAAAUGAAGAGAAUUCAGUUGUGAAAUGCUGUUAUGUCCCCAGUAUGAGAACCAGCAUGGACUCACAGCGCCACCUUGUGGUCUCCACGCCACUCCAUUGGCUUUUAAUAAAACAAACGAAUCCUCAUAAAACUCCCGAUUUUUGAAAAAGAACAUCUUUCAAGUUUUUCUGUUGAAAGACAGAAUAAAAUUGUUUCUGUC
Molecule: messenger RNA, 3083 nt
Organism: Mus caroli (Ryukyu mouse)
Lineage: Eukaryota; Metazoa; Chordata; Mammalia; Rodentia; Muridae
Gene: Cep44
Product: centrosomal protein 44
Biological process (GO): centriole-centriole cohesion; centriole replication
Cellular component (GO): centrosome; spindle pole
Source: RefSeq, a predicted model, not a curated record